Messenger RNA from Pollicipes pollicipes, 2244 nucleotides. Its product is annotated as asparagine synthetase domain-containing protein 1. NCBI's taxonomy places the organism in Eukaryota, Metazoa, Arthropoda, Thecostraca, Pollicipedomorpha, Pollicipedidae. Gene Ontology annotation, molecular function: asparagine synthase (glutamine-hydrolyzing) activity. The record is from RefSeq and is a predicted model, not a curated record.
AUGCCACAGAUCCCAGAAGGUGUUUCUGACACCAGCCACCUGGCAUCGCUGCUGUCGGCAGGCCCAGAGGCCGUACUCUCCACCCUGGGCUUGGUGCGCGGUCCUUUCGCGUUCGUGCUGUGGCAGCCGUCCAGCCGCCGGCUCUGGUUCGGUCGUGACCCGCUGGGUCGGCGCAGCCUGCUCUGGAACAUCGGAGACGGGCACCGGCUCCCCCGCGCGCUCACGCUCACUUCCGUGGGCACCCGCCAGCGGCCCGACCUGACGGAGGUGCCCUGCCUCGGCGUGUUCCACGUGCACGUACCGCCUGACUGCCGCUCGUGCGACGCGCUGCAGCUGCGUCUGCACCCGUGGCGCCACGUGGACUGCAUACCGGCGCCGCUGGCGGACGCGGUGGACGCGCCGCUCGCGUGCCCGCUCCGACUGGACGUGAACGCCGCGCUGCCGGAGCCCUUCGAGGCGGCCAUGUUGGCGGCCGUGCGGCGACGGGUGACCAAUCUGCCGCCCGCGUGCGCCACCUGUCUGGCCGGUCGCCGGGUGACCGCGCCCUGCCCGCAUGCCAAGCUGGCGGUGCUCUUCUCGGGCGGCGUCGACUCGAUGCUGGUGGCGGCGCUGGCCGACCGGUGCCUGCCGGCCUCGGAGCCGAUCGACCUGCUGAACGUGGCGUUCGAGCGCACGGUGCGCACGGACCGCGGCCCGGGGAGCCGCGACUUCGAGGUGCCCGACCGCCUCACCGGCCGCCAGGGCUGGCGCGAGCUGCGGAACAUCAACCCGCGCAGACAGUGGAACUUUGUCGAGGCGGACGUGACGGCGGCCGAGCUGGCGCAGUGGCGCGCCGCCAGGGUGCGCCACCUGCUGAGUCCGCUGCAGACCGUGCUGGACGACAGCAUUGGCUGCGCCGUGUGGUUCGCGGCCCGCGGCGCCGGCACGCUGCCCGAGGACGGCCGGCGGUACCAGUCGGAGGCCAGGGUGGUGCUGCUGGGCAUGGGGGCGGACGAACAGCUGGCGGGCUACGGCCGGCACCGGUCGGCGUUCGAGCGGCGCGGCUGGCCGGGGCUGGUGGCGGAGAUGCAGACGCAGCUGGACGGCAUCAGCCGGCGUAAUCUGGGCCGCGACGACCGCAUCGUCAGCGACCACGGCAGGGAGGCCAGGCUGCCGUUCCUGGACGAGGCUGUGGUCAGUCUGCUGUCGUCGCUGCCGGUGUGGCUGAAGGCCCAGCUGGCGCCCGGGUGGCGCGGCGCCGACAAACUGCCCGUGCGGCUGCUGGCGGCCCGCUGCGGCGCCGCCGCCGCCGCGCGCCUCCCGAAGCGCGCCAUACAGUUCGGCAGCCGCAUCGCCAAGCUGGAGAACCGCGCCGAGAAGGCCGCUGACGUCUGCAUGCGGCUAGAGGCCGCGCCCUCCGCGGCGGGCUCGGAUCAGACCGGUGACGGGUGUGACAGGCUGGGGGCCGCUACCCCCGCGGCGAGCUCGGAUCGGGACCGGUGACGGGUGUGACAGGCUGGAGGCCACGCCCUCCGCGGCGGGCUCGGAUCGGACCGGUGGCGGGUGUGACAGGCUGGAGACAGUGCUGGGCGCCGUCACGGCGCAGGUCGGUGACGUGUCGGUCCGUGACGGGAUGGUCCUCGCAUCGUGACGUGACGGGACACCAUUGACCGGUGGGGCGAACAAUCCAGCAGGCUGAAGAACACCAGGCGCGUUCACGCCUGUGCUCGGCGACGCAAUCACUCCGCCCACAGCCACUGGGGAGGAUGCGAAGCGUCAGCUCGCGGCGUCCUGCUGGUCCUGUGCGCUCCCCGUGAACCGGCUGUGAACUGACAGCACACGCAGCCUGGUCUCCACUCGUUUGCCGCAGCGCGCGCUCGUGUUUUCGGAGUUAUGGUAGGCGCGUCUGUAAGCGGCCAUUACGCGCACGGCUGCGGACGCGUCUUUGUGUGGUAUAAGGACGGCUCACCGGCCCUGGCGGUGGCGAGCGGCUUUCCUCCGCUUCCUUCACUUCGCCGCUCUGAGGGCUCGUGCCGACUUGGUCGGCCCAACGGUGAUUUCCGCCCUGGGUGACGCACGGGUCAAAUGCACUGAUGCCGACACACUUCCCGGCGUGGCUAAAUUGGGAUGCUCCCAAUCCGCGUCCAAUAUGCAAGGAGUUUUUUUCUGUCAGCGUCAGGUGAAGAAGCGGGAUUGAAAUCCACGAACGGUGUAUAUACGUGUUGUAUUUACACACAUUUGAAAAUAGAAAUGCAUCAUCUGGGA